This is a messenger RNA of Peniophora sp. CBMAI 1063, 2184 nucleotides long. The record is from the annotation of a GenBank genome assembly. Lineage: Eukaryota; Fungi; Basidiomycota; Agaricomycetes; Russulales; Peniophoraceae.
AUGUGGCAUGCAUUGGCGGUGAAGCUUGCCACGGGCAUGCAUGCCAACAUCCGUUCGGAGCAGGCAUGGCGUCCCGCCACACCGCUGUUGAAUCCGAACAGUGGCGUGGUCUCUCUUGCGCUCUCCACGAUGAUCUGGCCAUGGAUGCCGACCCUUUGUGUCUGCCUCGUUCUGUUACUGAUCUAUCUGACUAUAGCACUGCGCGUACGGAGCGCUUGCGCUCAAUUGGCCGCAUACCUGAUUUCCGUCUCUCCGCCUACCCUGCGAUACCUCAACUUCCUGGAUGUCGAUUCCCUCUCGGCGCGCAGCGUCUCCCGAACCGCAUCAGCCCCUGGCGCAGUCAACUCUUCCCGCCUCAUUCGCGUCCUAGAAGACAGACACCAGUCUGAAGUAUCGCAUCUCCAACGGGCUUUGACGAAUCUAUCCGAACUUCUGGACGAGUCCCGCGAGCGCGAAACCCGCCAGAAGCGACGUGUACAACGAAAGGUUGGACAGGAACGCAAGCUCACGACAGUACUGGGCGAGCAGCUUACCGUUGCGCAUGCGUCAACCGCGCAGGCGCGGCACAGGGUUCUGGAGAUGAAUCAACUGUGUACCAGGGUACAGAGCGCCAACGCGCGGUUGAAGGCCGAGAACGAUGAACUGCGCCAGGUGGGAGGGGAGGUGCUGGACGACAAUGAGCGCCUAUUGGCUGAUCUAGAUCUGACCCGGCGGGAGGCUGAGCGCUACCGCGGAGAGAUCUCCCGUCUGCAAACUGCACUCGACGAGCAGGAAGCAUCAGCGCGAAGUACGGUGACCUCGCUGAGAGACCAGCUUGACAGGGUCAAAGGAUCGUUCGCAUUGUUGGAAGAGAUUGUCGACGACGCUCGCGCGGAACUAUUCGAGUGCAGAAAUGAACUGGACCACCUCAAGUCACGGCUUGCACACUUGCCUGAGGCGUGCGAUGACGACGUUUCCGAUCUGGAGCUCGAGAGGACCCUCUUCGACGCUGAUGUUUCAAGCGAGACAGGCGUGUCGAGCAGCGCUAGCGAUGAGAGCCACACCAAAGCAGCGAAACAUGGGCCAAUCAGCAGCCCAGCGCAUACGCAUGGAUCGAUCACACUUAAUGGCUCGACUAAGAGUCCCGACAAGUUCAAGUUACGGUUGGCGCUUGAAGACUUACGCUCCAUCCUCCCUUCCACGUUGACCGUCCGUGUCGUUGCGACUCCCCCAACCUCAUCUUCUUCCUUAGCCGCCCUCGAUCUCGCAUACCGCCGUGCCGCCGACCAACUCUCCUACGAAGACCUUCUGACCCUCGACUUCCCCUCAUUCUCGACUGUGUCUUCUUUCGACAGCGACACAUGCGAUAUCACUCCCUCGUUUCCAACUGUGUCUCUACCGAAGUCUUUCGCGGACGACCUUCUCCCGCUCAGUAGUCUCGCAUCCGAAGAGUCGCAACCAUCAUCCUCAACCUCCGCACCUUCGCUUACCCUCUUCGCGGACUCAGACAAACUAGCGCUUGAUCCAUUCGACGCGAACCCGAUGUUGGCUAUACCUACUUUUCGUCUGACCCAUUCCGCGCCACCGUCUCCGCGGAGGUUGACGCGAUAUGCACAAGAUCUAGAGGAUCUCUGCCUGCAUAGGUCCACGUCGAUGCCUCGGGCAGUCGAUGAGUUGGCGCUCGUCCCACUUCCCCGGGUACAAGAGAAGCUUAUGGACGUUGCAAUGCCUCACGCACCGAAGCUGACAUCGUCGAAGUUAAUCUACACUCAUGCACGCGCCUCUACCGCGCCACUCGCGUCGUGCUCGUCUUCAUCUUCGACUACAUCUCUACCACUCUUCGCCUCUAUUCCUGCGACACCCCCGCCGGAAGACCCUUUUGCACUGGACCCAAUGCUUGCCGUUCCAAUCUUUCGCUUGGCGUCCAGCGCACCUCCCACGCCCAAGCGUCUCUCGCGCUCGGACAGACAUCUCGAGCGCAUGACGAUGCGCGCUUCGACGUCUUUGCCUGAGCCGCUCGACGAAAUUCUGCCGGAAUACGAAGUACAUGUACCGACUCGUCGGAACGGCAACGUAACGCAGGAGAGGAUCCUGGACGAGAAGGUUCCAUGGGAGGACUAUGCAACAAGCGAAUCGCUGGAUGAGUUCGACACGGUCGGCAUCCCGCCUCUUACUUUGGUUACCAGGGCCACUGCCUCAAUAUAA